CGUCAGCAUAAGCAAACGCCAUCUGCACGUCGGUCCAUCACGAUGCGCAUACACUUGCACCGCUCACUACGCCAUGUCUGAAUCCACAGCCUGGCCACCCGCGAACGGGCUCACCACCAAGAUCGUCCCGCGCAAGGACGCCAUCCUCACCAUCCCCUACUCGACGGUAGUGCACGCGCCGGCGUCGCUCGUAUUCGACACCAUUCUCCGCGCCAAAGACUACAAAGCAUGGAACACGUGGGUACCCGUCGCGGAGAUCCAGUCCCCCGGGAACGACCUCGAUUCGACUAGCCAAGAGCGUAUGAGCAUCGGCUGCUCCAUGGAAUUCCAUGUCAUCAUGAACGCGGACAAGCCGAACGACAUCACAAAGACACAGCUGAAGGUCGUAGACAUCAGCACGCCCUCUGCGCCGACAUCCUACCUCACGCCCGACCUCCUCGAAGACCCCUCGUUCACAGCCGACCUCAGUAAGGUAUACAGGGUGAGUUGGACGGGUAACGGCGGCAUGUACGGCUUUGCGCCCAAGCUGGAGCGCUUCCACGAGGUCAUUGUCACCGGCGAGAACGAAUGCGAGGUCAGAACCUGGGAAAUCAUGAGUGGCAUGCUGUCAAGGGUUGUCAAGCUGAUGAUGGAGGACACAUUAAAGGGCAAGGUUGGUCUCUGGUGCGAGGAUCUGAAGCGAUAUUGCGAAAAGCAGCACAGCGAAGGUGCGUCGGCUUGAUAGCACUCGGACUCUGCUUCAUACCCACGAUACAUCCAUCUUCAUGUAGCAGGCGAGCGAAAACACAGCCCAGAGCCCGCCGCAACAAGUCCGAAGCAA
Alternaria rosae is the source of this 820-nucleotide messenger RNA. RefSeq lists its product as uncharacterized. The record is from RefSeq and is a predicted model, not a curated record. Lineage: Eukaryota; Fungi; Ascomycota; Dothideomycetes; Pleosporales; Pleosporaceae. Bases 74 to 721 code for a protein of 215 amino acids. The transcript has a single exon.